UUUUCUAAAUUUGUUCCCCGUAUUCUGUUCUUCCUAGACUGAGCAAAAGGAAGAACCUUUUACCAUGAAAUCGGAGACAUUAACACUGGUUCUGGUGAAUCUCGCCGGAAUAAUGGAAAGAGCUGAUGAAUCAUUGCUUCCGGGAGUUUACAAAGAGGUUGGUGCCGCUCUACAUACUGAUCCGACGGGGUUGGGUUCGCUCACUCUGUUUCGAUCCAUUGUGCAAGCUUCUUGUUACCCUUUAGCUGCUUACCUUGCUGUCCACCACAACCGUGCCCAUGUAAUUGCUCUUGGUGCAUUUCUCUGGGCCGCUGCUACCUUUCUCGUCGCCAUCUCAACCACCUUCUUUCAGGUUGCAAUUUCAAGAGGUUUGAAUGGGAUUGGACUUGCCAUUGUUACACCUGCAAUUCAGUCCCUAAUUGCUGAUUCUACUGAUGAAAGCAACCGUGGCACGGCUUUUGGAUGGCUAACCUUAACAGGAGGUAUUGGCUCCGUUAUAGGUGGACUCUUCUCAGUUCUGAUAGCCUCAACAUCAUUUAUGGGUAUAGCUGGAUGGAGACUUGCAUUUCAUGUGGUUGGCAUGUUAAGUGUCAUUAUUGGUAUCCUGGUACGACUCUUUGCUAUUGAUCCGCGCCUUUCUGGUACCGAAAAUGGGGCUAAAGAAAAUGUUCCUCAUCAACCCUUUUGGUCAGAAGUGAAGGAGCUAAUAAAAGAAGCAAAGUCUGUAAUAAGAAUUCCAACUUUCCAACUACUUAUUGCUCAAGGUGUCUCUGGUUCAUUUCCAUGGUCAGCUUUGUCAUUUGCACCUAUGUGGUUGGAACUUAUAGGCUUCUCCCAUGAAAUGACAGCAUUGCUCAUGACCCUUUUCUCUGUUGCUUGUUCAAUUGGGGGCCUCUGUGGAGGGAUGAUGGGGGAUUUUCUAGCAAAGCACUUUCCAAAUGGUGGGAGAAUUAUCCUGUCGCAGAUAAGCGCAGGUUCUGCUGUACCUAUGGCAGCAAUUUUGCUAUUGGCAUUGCCAGAUGAUCCAUCUACAUCUUUUAAGCAUGGUCUAGUUUUGUUCAUCAUGGGAUUGUUGAUUUCAUGGAAUGCUUCAGCUACUAACAAUCCAAUAUUUGCAGAGAUUGUUCCAGAGAAAUCCAGGACGAGCAUCUAUGCUUUGGAUCGAUCUUUUGAGUCCAUACUGUCAUCCUUUGCUCCCCCUGUAGUUGGAAUUUUGGCUCAGCAUGCUUAUGGAUAUAAACCAAUACCAGAAGGAUCAUCAAAAUCAGUGGAGACUGAAACAGAUAGAGAAAAUGCUGCAUCACUUGCCAAGGCACUGUAUGCAUCAAUUGGACUACCAAUGACCAUUUGUGCUCUCAUUUAUUCAUUCCUUUAUUGCACAUAUCCAAGGGACCGGGAGAGAGCAAGGAUGCAGGCAUUAACAGAAUCAGAAAUGCAACAAAUAGAGUCGGAAAAUUCCCAUUCAAAUGAAAAAGACUCAGAAAUUUAUAUUGCAGAAACAAUAGAGAUGAACGGAAAGGAAGAAGAUAAAAUUUAUAUUGAGUAUGGCAGGGAGGAUACCUUUGAUUUUGAUGAUAGUGACGAAAAGUAUCUACUUAACCAUCAGCAUUACCCUCCUCAAACAUAGCAGUCACGUAAGGCCAAAACUUUACCAGAACUUAGAUUGAAACAACACAGUAUUGAAGUUUAUAAUUCAAAUAUUGUUUGUGCAUCAAUACAACUUUUGUUGCUCAACCUUGAUAGUUUUUCAAAGAUGAGUGUGUUGGCAUGCUCAUAUGAGUUCUUGUUGUACAGUUAGGUCUUAUGAUAUAUAUAUAUAUAUAUAUAUAUAUAUAUAUCUGAGAGAUAAAUUAUUGGUGCUGAU
Molecule: messenger RNA, 1864 nt
Organism: Rubroshorea leprosula
Lineage: Eukaryota; Viridiplantae; Streptophyta; Magnoliopsida; Malvales; Dipterocarpaceae
Source: the annotation of a GenBank genome assembly